Coregonus clupeaformis (lake whitefish) is the source of this 1217-nucleotide messenger RNA. Its product is annotated as protein YIPF5. The transcript has 6 exons. Gene Ontology annotation, cellular component: trans-Golgi network. NCBI's taxonomy places the organism in Eukaryota, Metazoa, Chordata, Actinopteri, Salmoniformes, Salmonidae. Bases 196 to 960 code for a protein of 254 amino acids. The record is from RefSeq and is a predicted model, not a curated record. Gene Ontology annotation, biological process: vesicle fusion with Golgi apparatus; endoplasmic reticulum to Golgi vesicle-mediated transport.
AUUAUGGCAAGGGUGUCUGUAAAACUAAAUAAUAUCAGCAGGCAUUUUUGUGCUCUCCCAAGCUUCCGUUGACAGCUAGCCAUCUCCAGCUGAUACUGGGUUUAGGAAGGUUACGUAAUGUUAGCUAGUUAGCUGAACUUGGUUGUUUUUAAUACGCACCUACUUACCAAAUGGCAUUUACACUAGCUACAAGCAAUGGGGGACUUUCAGCAAUUUGAACAGGACUUCUACCAGUCAGGGUAUUACAUCGAUGACCAGGGACAGGUGGCCUACGACUACGGCGAUGGCUAUGACCAUAACCCAGAGUAUGAGGAUGAUGGCAUAGAUGUGUCCAUGCCUGGUGUGUUUGCCCCCUCUACGGGCCAGCCUUAUACAGGACAGGCCUUCCAGCCACCAAUGCCUGCUGGGACAUAUCAAUACACAGCUGGAACAGACGGAUCAUAUAAAGAAGAGUCUCCAUUGCUGGAGGAGCUUGGCAUUAAUUUUGAGCACAUAUGGCAGAAGACGUUGACAGUGCUGAACCCUAUGAUGCCAGCUGAUGGCAGCAUCAUGAAUGAGACCGACCUGACGGGCCCUAUUCUGUUCUGUAUUGCUCUGGGUGCCACUUUACUUAUGGCAGGCAAAUCCCACUUUGGCUAUGUCUAUGGGAUCAGUGCCAUCGGCUGCAUGGCGAUGUACACCCUGUUGACCCUGCUGAGUUCCCUGACUGUGUCCUAUGGCUGUGUAGCCAGUGUUCUGGGAUACUGCCUCCUCCCCAUGGUUGCACUAUCUGCUUUUGCAGUCAUCUUUUCCCUACAAGGGAUCGUUGGAACUAUCCUGGCCUUGCUGGUGAUUGGCUGGUGCAGUUUCUCAGCUUCCAAGAUCUUCAUUUCCACCCUGGCUAUGGAGGGCCAGCAGCUGUUGGUAGCGUACCCCUGUGCUCUGCUUUAUGGAGUCUUUGCCUUGCUAACAGUGUUCUAAAGCCCACUACUGUCACUGACUGUCAACAGAGAUCCCAUUUCUGAGGCACUACGUUAGGCACUACGUGUCCCGUAUGGGUGUCAGUGUGGUAUAUGGGUUAUAGUUAUACAACGUUUUAUUUGUUGUAUUCCUUUCUUUUUAUGAAAUGGGGACUUGUUUUCUUCAUUGGGGUUACUUUACAUUGUGAAAAAUGUAAUCUGGGUGUGUGAUUGGUUGACAUUUGUCCAUUGGAAUGUGCCAAUAAAUUUGAAAUGUUA